GUCAUUCCUGCAUAUUUUCUUUGCGUCUGAGAGUAAUUUGUGAUGGAACUCGGCUUUAGGUACCAACUUGGACUUGUUUGUGUCAUAUUGCUCUUCCCUGCACUGUGUAACUGCAAGGAAUAUUUCACCAACUCAAGAGCAACCUAUUAUGGCAGCCCCGACGGUUACGGUACUCCAACUGGAGCUUGUGGCUUCGGGGAGUAUGGAAGGAAGAUGAAUUGGUAUGAUGGAAGAGUCGCAGGGAUCUCUGGGCUAUGGAGGAACGGAGCUGGUUGUGGCACGUGUUAUCAGGUAAAGUGCAAAAUACCAGAACUGUGCGAUGCGAAUGGAGCAUUCCUUGUGGCAACAGACAAGGGUUAUGGAGACAGAACGGACUUCGUCAUGAGCCCACAGGCGUUCUCAAGAUUGGGACGCAAUCAAAAUGCAUCUGCAGAGCUUAAGAAACACGGUACAGUGGAGAUUGAAUACAGAAGGGUUCCAUGUACGUUCAUGGGCAACGUCUUGUUUCACAUCAAGGAAAGUAGCAGCAACCCUGGUUACUUGGCUGUUGUGAUUCUGAAUAUAAAUGGAAAAUACGACGUCACUGCUGUUGAAAUGUGGCAGAAAGGGCAACAACGAUGGGAACCACUGCGCAGGGUGUAUGGGGCAGUGUUUGACUUUGCUAAUCCAGCGAGAGGUGCAAUCCUGCUGAGGUUUCAAGUGGGCGUUAAUUGGAUGAUACCAAAAGUUCCUAUUCCUGCUAAUUGGAAGCCUGGAGCAACUUACGACACCAAAGUUCAGUUUUACUAGACUCAAAAAUUCAUUUUGGAUCCCAACAACAGAUUACAAAAUAAUUAAUGGGGAUUCUUGUACUUUCCCUCUAAGAAUACUUUGAAUAAGAAUAAAAUAAAAUAAAAGUUAUUUUAGAUUG
Messenger RNA from Vigna unguiculata (cowpea), 910 nucleotides. RefSeq names its product expansin-like B1. The record is from RefSeq and is a predicted model, not a curated record. Gene Ontology annotation, cellular component: extracellular region. Lineage: Eukaryota; Viridiplantae; Streptophyta; Magnoliopsida; Fabales; Fabaceae.